GACACUUUGUUCAUACCCCCCCCCCCCCACAUUGCUCGUCAUUUUUUGUGGGCAGCGCUGAUAUAAUGAAAAGUCGAUAUUGCAAAAGACUUGCAUAUACGGGCUUCGUGUCUUGUUCUUGUUCUUAGUUUAUUGUCUUUAUUAUUCUUAUUUGCCACAGCAUGAAUGAAAACUUGCUUUUCAGUGUGCCGGAAAGCAGGAAAUUGUGAUCGGGGGGCAGGGGCACUUGAGCGGAAGAGACGUCAUCGCAGAUUAGCACGCCCGUCCCUCCCCCACGAACCCGCGUAUAUAUGGCGAUUGGAAGAGGACAUCGAAAAGAAAAUCAUAUCGGAAAACUCUUCUUCAACCAUAUUUGGACACUUAUAAUUACCCUGUUGCUCAACGACUUGUAUCCCUUACACUACCAAAAAUAAAGCUUCAAGAUGGAGACCACCUACCAAUACCUCGUCGCUCUUCUCACUGUCGCCGUUCUCAUGGCUGCAUCUGUGUAUGCCUACAAUGAGGGUUACAUGGAUCCUCUGAUUGAGAAAUUUGGCGUCUACUUCAUGAAGGCCGAGGCUGAGGCCGAGGCUAAGAAGAUGGAAGCUGAAGGCUUGAAGAGAGGAGAGGACUUUCUCGACUCCGAGUUGAAGGGCAACCAGCAGGCCGACGAGAUCGUGGCUGGCGUUGGCUCCUUCGGCAAGUUGAAGAAGAACCUUUAAGAACCUUUCUUUUCCAUGCAAAGAGGGCAGGGGGAGGCACAGACACGGCACGGCAGCCAUCCCAAAUUGUUCGGCAGAAGAACGGGUCGAUGCACGGCUGGCAAUCUUGCGGGAAGGAGGAAGGGAAGAGAUGGGGGGGGGGGUGUGUGAUUGUGUGGCAGUCAUGCUGAACGAAUCGCUUCAGCCGGCGGCGUUUUUUAGGCUUGAAAAAGGGACGUCGGCGGCUGAAACACGGAUCUUGCAGGUUGCAGGUGGCAGAUGCGUGUGUGUGUUUAUUUUUCGUGCCGUGUUGGUCGGCGGCGCAAUUCGGUUCUGCACGAGCGGGACAUUUCCCGAAGGGAGGCCCCGGGGGGAGGGGGGGUGUGUGUGCUGUAAUCAGCUAGACCUUGGCUUGUUUAGCUAGGAGGACAUGAAAUGAAAUGAAUGAUCAUGAU
Cryphonectria parasitica EP155 is the source of this 1135-nucleotide messenger RNA. RefSeq lists its product as uncharacterized. The transcript has 3 exons. Lineage: Eukaryota; Fungi; Ascomycota; Sordariomycetes; Diaporthales; Cryphonectriaceae. The record is from RefSeq and is a predicted model, not a curated record. Bases 423 to 701 code for a protein of 92 amino acids.